Messenger RNA from Monopterus albus (swamp eel), 949 nucleotides. RefSeq lists its product as uncharacterized. Lineage: Eukaryota; Metazoa; Chordata; Actinopteri; Synbranchiformes; Synbranchidae. The record is from RefSeq and is a predicted model, not a curated record. Gene Ontology annotation, cellular component: extracellular matrix. The transcript has 8 exons. The annotation marks the transcript as partial.
AGAGUGUUCAAGACAGCCCAGAAAAUUGUCAGCCAGCCUCUUUCUGCCCUGGAUGACAUCUACAACUCCCACUGUCUCAAAAGCAAGGAAUAUUGUCAAGGGCAAUUCACACCCGUGCUACGGUAGUGUGUGUAUGGACAUGGCAUUUUUAAGCCCUGCGGUGGGCUGUUUGUGCAUUUUCUAUUGGCUCCACCUUCUCUUCUGCAGCAAGAGAUCAUUGGGCAGCAUGACCUCAAAGCAAUGGAUGCUGGCUGUCUGCUUCUCACUGGCCUCAGUUUUAGGGACGGCUGAAUCGGUCACAACAGAAACUCAGAAAUACACUUGUAGGACAUUAGGCAGUGGAGUCAUCCAGCCUUUCAAUGGUUCAAGUUUCUAUUUGAGAUCCAACUGCUCUUUCACCCUCACCCGGUUCACCCACAAUCGGGUUGAAUGUGACAUCACCAUACAGCGAGGUGACAGCGGGCUACUGGUCAAAGUUGAGAUAAUCAUCAACAAAAUCAGAGUAGUGUUGCAGAAUGGAAGCAUCCUGGUGGAGGAGAAAAGCGUUUCCCUUCCAUAUGACCACACCUACCAGCAUAUUUUUCAUUAUGGCAUCUAUACUAAACUGAGGAGCUCAUUGCUUCCUCUGUCCAUUACCUGGCAUGACGUACCUGGAGGAAUAGACAGUGUGUGGGUGGAGCUGGAGCAAGAGCUGAGUGCUGACAUGACUGGACUGUGUGGCAUAUACAAUGUCUCAGGUAACAGGCAGCAGUUGAUUACAGAGAGCAUGAUUACAGAGGACAUGUGUCAAACCCGAGAUCCUGUCUUCACUGUGAAUCGGGUAUGUAGACGGUUCUUUUCCAACGCCUUGGAUUGUUUGCCAGCCAGAAUGUUUUAUCAUGCCCAGCUCUGUGAUGAGAACAUCUAUGGCUAUGAAACGAGCAAAUACAUUGGCUGUGCUUUCUUCAAA